AUGUCAAAUUUGGAAAGCAUGGGAUUGUAUAUAGAUGAAGAGGAGUUUGUUGGCACAACUUAUAGGUAUAAAGUUUAUCCUCCAAGGAAAAAGAUUGAUCAUUUUGUUACAUAUAACCCAGAAAAUGAUACUAUUUCAUGUAGCUGUAGAAAAUUUGAGUUUGUAGGGAUACUUUGUUCACAUGCAUUGAAGGUUCUUUGUUCAAAAAAUAUUCACAAGAUUCCAAACCAAUAUAUUCUACAAAGAUGGAAAAAGGAUGCGAAAGUUGAAAUUUGUCAACAACAUAAGCUGUCUACUCGACAAGUAGAUGAAAAAAUAUGUUCGAGGAUACGAUUUCAAGAAUUGGGUAAAUUAUUUACCCACUUUGCAGGAGUUGCAGCUCAAAGUGAAGAUACUUACAAAUGGGCUUUAGAUGUACACCAAAAGUCAUUAGCGGAAGUAGAAGCACGUCUAAAGAAAUUGAUAUGUGGAGAAGAGGAUGAUAAUGAGGAAGAGAGUUUAGAUUGUGAAGAAAAUGUUAAUGUAGAGCUGCAAUGUGAUACCUCAACAGUGAAAGGAAUAAAAAUGAGAGGCAGUAGUCAUGGGAGUAGGGGGCGUGGAAGAGGUAAUGGCUCCAAUAAUGGUUCUACUCGUUGCAAGAGUUCCUUAGAAAAAGGUCGUACUCGCAAAAAACAUUGCACAAACGAUCAGGUCAGCAAAACAACUUUUUCAGAAAUGAAUUAUACUCCUACUUCUGAGAGGCAAAUGGAUUAUAGCAUCCCAUUGUCAAAUAAUUACCCUAUAACACAUUUCAGUUAUACUACUCCUUUCUUCUACGAAGAUGUUGAUAGUGUUGACCUUGGCUCAGGAAGUUUAACUCAACUACUAAAUGAUGAUGAAUCACACGUUCCAUGA
Chenopodium quinoa (quinoa) is the source of this 894-nucleotide messenger RNA. RefSeq names its product protein FAR1-RELATED SEQUENCE 2-like. The transcript has 3 exons. The coding region runs from base 1 to 894 and encodes 297 amino acids. Gene Ontology annotation, molecular function: zinc ion binding. The record is from RefSeq and is a predicted model, not a curated record. Gene Ontology annotation, biological process: regulation of DNA-templated transcription. NCBI's taxonomy places the organism in Eukaryota, Viridiplantae, Streptophyta, Magnoliopsida, Caryophyllales, Amaranthaceae.